AUGAGUGAACAUCAUCAGCAAUCGCAUACAAGUGACAGUCGACAUCAUUUAGCUAUAUGGUGUCGAGCAGAAGUGUUUACGUUUGGUGCGUUGACGACGCCACCACCGCCCGAUAUCACUCCUGCAAGUUUGAAAGCUCUUGUCAAGUACAUGAAGAAAAGCGGAACGGCUGGUUAUCCCAAAAUGAAUUAUAUGCUUUGGCGACAUAUUGCUUGUUCGAAAUUACAUAUGUCUGAAGAAUUAGCAUGGAUGUAUUUCGAAACGUACAGUAUGUUAACCAAUGUUUCAUCACAACGGCGAAUACAAACUGAUAUUCAAACAUCAAAAGCACAUACUCCCACUGAAAUCGAACGACUCAAAGAUUCUCGAAAAGUGGAUAGUUUAGCGUUCAUUCUACUUCUAUUUCUGCAAUCAUUCCAUCAAAUUGAUCUGAAAUCAACACUUUCUCGUGAUGAAUGGCCGAAUCGCAAACGAAACUCGGAUCUCGAUGCUCGAAAGAAUCGCAUUUAUGACGAACAAAGUCAUCAGUUAUUUAUUCAAGCACAUUUAGAUGAUCUAUUAAACAUUGUUGCAGAAACACCAGAAUCAAAUACAAGCGAAAGUGUUCAAUCAGCCACUUUGAAUAUGGAUGCGAUUACAGCUCUCAGUUAUAUAUUCGAAGGUACACUUCAUGAUAAUCUUCGCAAGAUUGUUACAUUCCAUGAAAUCCUUCAAAAUCCAUCGAUUCAACAUGAAAUCGGCGUUAAUAAAUCGAUUGUUCCAUUUAAAAAUCUGUCAAAUCUAAUUCGUCGUUCACUUAUUGCGAAUCCAUUUCAAGUUGGCCAGACCAUGAAACGUGGAACACUUUUACCGUUACCAUUCAACAAUCCUACUCAUGAACAAAGAUCUGGCCGUGUUCUAUGUAAUUCAAAUUUCGCGGAUGAACGACAUCGAUUUGUAUUAAUGACAAUGAUUAAUCGAUCUUUAAGUGAUCAGCAAUCAUCCGAUAUUACUAAUGCAGAAUUUCGUAUACAUCGAUGCAGUUAUUCAUAUAUCUACAUACUUGCUCCAUUACGAUGCGUUGAAGUUCGUAAAUGUCACAAUGUAACAAUCGUUCUUGGUGCUGUUGAAACAACAUUGAAAGUCACCGAUUGUGAAAAUGUUUCCAUAUCUGCUGUAUGUCGUCGAUUACUAAUCAGUCAAUGUCGCUCAUCAUCUUUUUAUAUCCAUACGCCAUCACGACCAUUAAUUCAAUUGAAUUGUGCCGGCUUGUUAUUCGCACCUUACAAUUCCUCUCAUGUGGAAUUACUUGAACAAAUGGAACACAGUGGUCUCUGCAAAGAACUUAAUCUAUGGAAUAAACCAUUAGUAACUCAUCCAGCUGGAUAUGUUGAUGAACAACCAUGGUCAUUGCUUCCACCAGACGAUUUCUAUCCAAUCAGUUCGAUUCGUUUAGAAGAUCAACAAGCAGAUGGUUUACUUCCACUUCCAGCGGAAUAUCAAUCAGCAAUGGAUAAACGACAAAAGUCAAUUUCGACUCUAGCUAAUGAAAUUACGGCUGCUCAAUUGAAUUCGGAACAACGCCAACGUUUUCAACGUUUUGUUGUGUCAAAUUUCGAAGCAUGGCUUGAUGCAACAGGAAAUGCGAAAAUUCUGAAUCAUCUAUCAAGUUUACAACAACAAUAA
This is a messenger RNA of Adineta ricciae, 1665 nucleotides long. NCBI's taxonomy places the organism in Eukaryota, Metazoa, Rotifera, Eurotatoria, Adinetida, Adinetidae. The record is from the annotation of a GenBank genome assembly.